This is a messenger RNA of Alosa sapidissima (American shad), 1003 nucleotides long. It is a transcript of the gene scamp5a, whose product is annotated as secretory carrier membrane protein 5a. Gene Ontology annotation, cellular component: trans-Golgi network membrane; recycling endosome membrane. The record is from RefSeq and is a predicted model, not a curated record. The coding region runs from base 290 to 988 and encodes 232 amino acids. Gene Ontology annotation, biological process: protein transport. Lineage: Eukaryota; Metazoa; Chordata; Actinopteri; Clupeiformes; Clupeidae. The transcript has 7 exons.
UCGGCCACUAUUCUGAUCACACUGUGCGAAACCUCAGAAUCGUGACGCGGGCGCUUCACACACUAACCUUCAGCAAUCAAGGAAAUGAUAAAAGCCAUCCGGAAAACGAAAGCACGAACGAUUUCACGAUUAACUAAAACUAUCAGGUGCAGUUUGUAAUGAAAACAGAUUUGUAGGAAGCUAUACAAAUUGCAUGCUUGCAACCUAACAGAAAAGAAGCGGACACCGUUCCCCACCGAGGCAACUGAACAUCAACUGACAUAUAGAGGAUAAAGAUUCAAGUGUCCCCAUGGCAGAAAACAACUUCCCACCUUUACCCAAGUUUAUUCCUCUGAGGCCAUGUUUUUAUCAGGACUUCGAAGAGAUCCCAGAUCAGAGACGCACCAUGUGCAAGCGCCUGUACUACCUGUGGAUACUGAACAGCGCUACUCUGGCGGUGAAUCUGAUUGGCUGCCUGGCGUGGAUGUGCGGCGGGGGCGGGGCUACUAACUUUGGCAUGGCUAUCCUGUGGCUGAUCCUCUUCACCCCCUGCUCCUAUGUCUGCUGGUUCCGACCCAUCUACAAGGCCUUCAAGUCAGACAGCUCCUUCAACUUCAUGGCGUUCUUCUUUGUGUUCAUGGCCCAGGUGGUGAUCAGCAUCAUCCAGUGUGUGGGCAUCCCUGGCUGGGGAGUGUGUGGCUGGCUGGCCACCAUCACCUUUUUUAGCACCAAUGUGGGCUCUGCUGUGGUCAUGCUGAUCCCAACGAUUAUGUUCACGGCGAUGGCUGUGCUCUCCUUCAUCGCCCUCACUAAGGUCCAUAACUUCUACCGUGGCAGCGGUGGCAGCAUGAGCAAGGCGCAGGAGGAGUGGACCACGGGGGCCUGGAAGAACCCUCACGUCCAGCAGGCAGCGCAGCAGGCAGCUAUGGGCGCCGCCCAGGGAGCCAUGCAGGGCCAGCAGCAGCAGUACUCCGCAGCUCCCACCUACAACUACGACGAGCCCAUGUAGUCUGCCACUAGGGAA